Jaculus jaculus (lesser Egyptian jerboa) is the source of this 2647-nucleotide messenger RNA. RefSeq names its product transmembrane protein 209 (gene Tmem209). Bases 89 to 1768 code for a protein of 559 amino acids. Gene Ontology annotation, cellular component: membrane. The record is from RefSeq and is a predicted model, not a curated record. The transcript is spliced from 15 exons. NCBI's taxonomy places the organism in Eukaryota, Metazoa, Chordata, Mammalia, Rodentia, Dipodidae.
CCGCCGCUGCCUUGGGCUUGGGCUUCGCGCAUGUGCAGUAAGGGGGGCGGGGCGGCGCGUUCCCGCGGCUUCCGGUCUGAAGAGCACGAUGCAAGGAGAGGCAAGCCCUAGUCCUUCCCUUAUUGACAGAACCAUCAAGAUGAGAAAAGAAACAGAAGCUAGGAAAGUGGUUUUAGCCUGGGGUCUCCUAAAUGUAUCCAUGGCUGGAAUGAUAUAUACUGAAAUGACUGGAAAGUUGAUAAGUACAUAUUAUAAUGUGACAUACUGGCCCCUCUGGUAUAUUGAGCUUGCCCUUGCAUCUCUCUUCAGUCUUAAUGCCUUAUUUGACUUUUGGAGAUACUUCAAGUAUACUGUGGCACCAACAAGUCUGAUUGUUAGCCCUGGACAGCAAACACUUUUAGGGCUAAAAGCAAAUGUUGUACAGACUACCCCUCCACGUGAUCUGGCAGCCUCCCAGAUUCCUCCCUCUCCACCUUCCCCUUCAAUUCAGGGGCAGAGUGUGUUGAGUUACAGCCCAUCUCGUUCACCCAGUGCCAGUCCCAAGUUUACCACCAGUUGUAUGACAGGAUACAGCCCUCAACUGCAAGGCAUUUCUUCUAGUGGCAAUACUUCUUACAGCCCUGGAGUGACCUACUCGCCGGUCAGCUAUAAUAAGCUGGCGAGCUUUAGUUCCUCUCCUUCUCCUCCGUAUCCGACCACCGUUGGCCCAAUAGAGAGCAGUGGAUUGAGAGCCCGCUACCGAUCUUCACCCAGCGUCUAUAACUCGCCCACCGACAAAGAGGACUACAUGACGGACCUGCGGACUUUAGACACUUUCCUGAGGAGCGAAGAGGAGAAGCAACACAGAGCUAAGCUGGGGAGUCCAGACUCUACUUCUCCUUCCAGCAGCCCUACUUUCUGGAACUACAGCCGUUCUGUGGGGGAUUACGCACAGACGUUAAAGAAGUUUCAGUACCAGCUGGCCUGCAGAUCUCAGGCUCCGUGCGCUAACAAGGAUGAAGCCGACCUCAGCUCUAAACAAGCUGCAGAAGAGGUUUGGGCAAGAGUGACUAUGAAUAGACAACUUCUUGAUCAUAUGGAUUCAUGGACAGCUAAGUUCAGAAAUUGGAUCAAUGAGACAAUAUUAGUGCCACUUGUACAAGAGAUUGAGUCUGUCAGCACCCAGAUGAGACGAAUGGGUUGUCCAGAACUACAAAUAGGAGAGGCUAGUAUUACCAGCUUGAAACAAGCUGCCCUGGUCAAAGCCCCUCUCAUCCCAACGCUGAAUACAAUUGUGCAGUAUCUCGACCUGACGCCAAACCAGGAAUAUUUGGUUGACAGGAUCAAAGAACUUUCUCAGGGAGGAUGUAUGAGUUCAUUUAGAUGGAACAGAGGUGGAGACUUCAAAGGACGAAAGUGGGAUACAGACCUGCCUACUGAUUCUGCUAUCAUCAUGCACGUGUUCUGUACCUACCUUGAUUCCAGAUUACCUCCUCAUCCUAAGUACCCUGAUGGAAAAACAUUUACUUCACAGCAUUUUGUCCAAACACCAAAUAAACCAGAUGUUACGAAUGAAAAUGUUUUUUGUGUUUAUCAGAGCGCUAUCAACCCUCCCCAUUAUGAACUUAUCUACCAACGUCACGUCUACAAUCUUCCAAAGGGCCGUAAUAAUAUGUUCCAUACAUUGUUGAUGUUCCUGUACGUCAUAAAGACCAAGGAGUCAGGAAUGCUUGGGAGAGUCAAUCUUGGUCUAUCUGGUGUGAAUAUUUUAUGGAUUUUUGGUGAGUAGUCAAUCAUGUAAUUCCGAACAUUUGGACUUUGUUUCUUAUGGAACUAGAAGAAGUUGGAUCUUAAGCAUCUGUGAGUCACCCCCUUGUGAAGUACGACGCGUGUGUGCUGCACAUUUGUUAGACCUAGCUGACAUUGCCCUGUUAGGAAGCUUCCCUCUGGAAAUAGAACCUUCUGCGCUGAGAAACAUCACCUUGGACUGUGUAGGAACUUAAGGGGACUGUCCAACAGCAACGCUUCAGUUGUGCUUGAUACAGAACAGUGUGAUUCCCCUUUAAUUAAAUAAACUUAAUUAAGGUUCCCUUUUAAUUGUAACCACCAACUAAUUGUCAACCUAAUUCUUCAACCACCAAAAAAAAAAAAAAAAGUUUUUCAUUAUUAUUUAGUACUGGAAGUACUGAAAAAGAAAGUUUUCUAAUUUUCUUUGUUCUAUCUAGAUACUUCCCCAGUGUUCUGCAAGUCAGCCUAAAGUCAAAUGAAAUUAAUUUCUAAGUGAUGUAGUAAUUUGUCCAUGUAUUUUUUUUAAUCUUAUUAAAAGAAAUUUCAUAUUGUCAGUGUCUUGAAAGGUCAACUCUUAUAUUAAAUUUAGCUGAUAAAAUUAAACUGAGUUUUAGUUAAAAGUAAGAGGGGGCAUCAGCUAGGGAGAUGGCUCAGUGGUCAAAGAUGCCUACUUGCAAAACCUGCUUUACCUAGGUUCAAUUUCCAAGUCACCCAUAUAAAGCAGAAUGGACUUUUAUUUGCAGUGACUUGAGACCCUCACAUAUGAACACGCAUGCAAAUGAAUUAUUUUUAAAUAUAUUUUUUUAAUUUUUUAUUUAUUUGAGAGAGACAGACACACAGAGAGAAAGACAGAUAGAGGGAGAGAGAGAGAAUGGGCGCG